GCCAACGCCACUUUCUCUUGCCUUAUUUAUAAACCUCAAAUUCUUUCAGCCUUGAGCCUUCCGUUAUCUCUCCAACCUCCCUCUCGCUCCACCGCCCGCGGCGGCGCCACCGCUGUCACCACCGUCAUCUCGCCGAGAUCCACCAUCGUCUCGUAGUUCCCGGAGAAUCUAAAUCUGAGUUUUUCAAUCACCCCAUAAUACCCAGUUUCUCUCUUUCUCUCUCUAAAACACUGUCGAGAAAUUUUAAAAUUUUUUAUUUUUACAAAUUAAAUACCAUUUCUGGACUUCGAUCUAAGAUUUCCUUUUCUUUUUUCUUAUUCAUUUUCUGUUUGGGCCCUUUUCAUAGUUUCUUGUCCUUUUUUGUGAACAAAUUAUUUCUGACCAUUUUGCCCAAGAUUCGUGCUGACGUGGCAAGCUUUUUUAAUUGUAUUUUCUCUCUUUAGAAUAAACGGACGGCUAGGAUGAGUUAUAACUCACGUAGACCGUUGAUGCCCGUUCCGUCACGGAAGCGAAAAGAAAGAGAGGCAUUUUAUCAUGUCAAGUCAUCGAAACCGUUAGCUCAAGUAACAGCCGUUAAUCCUGCCGUUAGUAGUGGGAAUCCAACGACGUCGUCAGAGAAGCAGCCGAUGUGUUCGAACCGGCUUUUAGCCGGUUAUAUGGCUUACGAGUUUUUAACCAAGGGAACUCUGCUUGGGGAGAAAUUUGACCCGGCUAGAGCCGAGGCUGUUCCAGUGAACUCAGCCGACUCGAAAAGAAACAAGCCUGGUCAGAGUCAUGGUCUACAGAGUGUUGAAGCUGAGCCGAGCGGGAAGAUAAAACAGCAGAGCUAUGCUGAGGUGGCAAGCUUGUUGAAGGGUGAUGGGGCCCAUAUUCCAGGAAUAGUUAAUCCUACUCAAUUAGGUCGAUGGAUUCAGAUGUGAAAUCGACUACAUGAUUACGUGGAGUAAUUUCAUUGGAUGAAAUUUAAGUGGUCCACUUUAUAUAUCUGUGGUCUUCCUUAGCUUAAAAAUUCUCAUCUCGAGUACGUAGAUUUGAUUAUCUCUAAUCUCUCUCUCUCUCGACAUUUCUUCUGAAACUGUUUAAGGUCUCAGGCCAGAUUAUCUUGUUUUUAUUUUCUUUAUAUUCUGUUUCAUGCAUGAAAAAUUGAAAAUCAACUCUUUUUUGUUUCCAAGAAGACGACCUUCUUUUUCAUCCA
Olea europaea var. sylvestris is the source of this 1195-nucleotide messenger RNA. RefSeq lists its product as uncharacterized. The transcript has a single exon. The coding region runs from base 462 to 920 and encodes 152 amino acids. The record is from RefSeq and is a predicted model, not a curated record. Lineage: Eukaryota; Viridiplantae; Streptophyta; Magnoliopsida; Lamiales; Oleaceae.